AUGGCAGCAGUGAAGGGCUGGUCCGACGUUGCGCUCACGCCCCGCGAGGAGGCGUACCCGGAGCAGAAGCCUUUCGCUGAGGCGAAGCUGAAGGUCUCGGACAUCCACACAGUGCACUACUGGCAGGCAGGAAACCCGGAGGGUAAGCCCGUCGUCUUCCUAUUAGCUGACGACAGACACGGCGGCCCCGGCGCUGGUACAAGUGGCAAGGACACGACUUUCUUCGACCCUGCGAUGUACCGUAUCGUCCUGAUCGACCAGCGUGGAGCAGGCAAGUCCACCCCCUCGGGCGAGAUCAGGGAGAACACGACGGCGGACCUGAUCAGCGACAUCGAGGCCAUUCGCUCCGAGCUGGGUAUUGACCGUUGGCUCGUAUUCGGCGGGUCGUGGGGCUCGACCCUCACGCUGGCAUACGCCGAGGCGCACCCCGAGCGCUGCGUCGGCCUCAUCAUCCGCGGCAUCUACCUGUCCACCAAGGCCGAGCUUGCGUGGACGUACACCUCUGGUGCGAACCAGCUGUGGCCAGAUUCGUGGGAGGCGUUCGUCGCCCACAUUCCCGAGGACGAGCGCGGAGACCUCAUGCGUGCGUACUAUGAGCGUAUGACCGGAAGCGACGCCAAGGUCGCCCAGGAAGCUGCCCGGGCGUGGAGUGUCUGGGAGGACAGCACGGCCAAGCUCAUCCCGGACCCGGCCUUCAUUGCGCGCUCGGAGGAUGACGAGUUUGCGCUCGCGAUUGGCAAGAUCGAGAGCCACUACUUCGUCAACUACGGCUUCAUGCCGGACGGACACCUCACGGCCGAGGACCAGAUCUCCAAGAUCCGCGACAUCCCCACCAUCGCCGUGCAGGGGCGGUACGACUGCGUCUGCCCCGCCUCCUCGGCGUGGAAGCUGAAGCAGGCCUGGGGACCAAAGCUGCGCACGUACAUCGUCGACGACGCCGGGCACAGUGCCCACGAGCCAGGAACCAAGCGCCUGCUCCUCGGCGCGACGGACGAGUUUGGCAAGACGCUGAAGUGGUAG
Trichosporon asahii var. asahii CBS 2479 is the source of this 1020-nucleotide messenger RNA. RefSeq lists its product as uncharacterized. Gene Ontology annotation, molecular function: aminopeptidase activity. Lineage: Eukaryota; Fungi; Basidiomycota; Tremellomycetes; Trichosporonales; Trichosporonaceae. The record is from RefSeq and is a predicted model, not a curated record. Gene Ontology annotation, cellular component: cytoplasm. The coding region runs from base 1 to 1020 and encodes 339 amino acids. The transcript has 3 exons. Gene Ontology annotation, biological process: proteolysis.